ACUGUUCUCCACGGGGAAAAGAACACUCCCAGCAGCGGGGUCCCCGCGCGGCGAUGCACCGGGGUGCGUGCGGGUACAGCCGAGGCAGCGCUCGGUACGAACAUAGGCCAGGUGACUUGGCGGGAGCGGCGGAGCUCUUGCUAAAAGACCGACGCAAAGCGGGGGCGAGGGCGCUGGUGUAGCCGGCUGGAGCGGGGCAGCUUGCGGGCGGCGUGGGGGACCGCGGCUGAGCCAGGAGGACGACGGUGGGUGUCAGCCUCUGGCAAGCUGUGCAGAACUGAAGGGGGUUGUGCCGGAGACUGCCCGCGAGCUGGGAGCCGCUUGCCUCUGUGCACAGCUGGCAGGAACGUGCCGGGGGGCAUCGUCAUGUUGCCUGGAGAUGCCAAAAGGCAGCGGCCAGGUGACUCUGGUGACCCUCCAAACUGUCGGACUCGAGUGGUUUUUAACAGCAGUACUCUGAAAACAGUACGAAGGGGCAAAGAAAACUGUCUGCGUCCCCUUCAAUCUAUCAGGCUUUUUUGGUUUUUUUUUGAGGAUAGUUUUGAAUCCUAUACUUUAUUGUGGGAAUUUUUUUUUGUUCUCCACUUACAUUAAUGAGAGUGGCAAUUUCUGUGUGCAACAGAGUGAGGAAAGCCAAAAAUGGGAGAACCUAGAGCCCCGCCAGCUGCAAGUCCGCAUUUCCUUGCUUCUCCCGUCGCCGCUUCCUUCCCUGGCGCCGGCUCCCUUCCACUUCCCCGCACCGGGACCACGGGACCGGGCAAGGGCCCCUUGCUCCAGGAAGGACGCCGGAGGCUCGGAGCGGAGCCGGCAAUCUUCUCUCUUUGCUUUUUCCCUAUAACGCCUUUGCAGCGCUUUUUAAAGACCUGUGCCCAGGUCGCAGGGGUCUCUCCGGGUCAUCCGUCUUGCUGGUGGAAAGUGAGCUGCUGCCUUUGGCGGCUGCUCUGCUGCCGUGCUUGCCAUCCCCCCUACGGGGCGGAGAGUACAGGCAUCUACCAAGGGAUGCCGCCCAGCGGCCGGCAGUGGUUGUGGGGGGAGGCAGCAGCAGCGGGUACAGAACAAAAAAAAAAAAAAAAAAAAAAAAAAAAAAAAAAAAAAAAAAAAAAAAAAAGAUCUCCGGGCGGGGGGAGAACCGGGGGCAGGUUGCAGCUGGAGCAGCUGGCCGCAACCCAGCGCCCUUCGUUCAGACAGCGAGGCGAAACCCGCGCAUGAAUAACAACACCCCGUCGGGUGGAAAGUUCCAGCCGCCUGUGGGGUGCAGGAGCUCGGCACCUCCCGGACCCGUGCCAGGGCUGCGAGCGGGGAUGCGCGCCGGUGGGAGGCCGUGGUAGUCCUCGCCGCGCCUUCCCGCGCCCCCCGGCAGGAGGGCCCCGGCUGCAUCCUUUCACCUUGGGCUUCCUGCAUGCACCAGCGCUCCUGGUGUGCCCCCGGGACGCCCGCAAGGAAGCGACUGAGCCAUUAAAUCCCGGGUACACAAUGUUCCCAAAUGACCGUGUACAGUAAAAAUCUGCACAGCGGGGCUGCUUUCCUUCUUUUACACCCCACCUUUUCUAGAAGCAGAUUUCUGCUUUCCUCCAAGUUCAGAGAACGGAUUAUUUUUCCCCCGUUGUUUCCCUUUUUGGCAUUAAAAAAUACUUUUUUUUUCUUUUUUUUCUUUUUUUUUUCCAUGUUAGUGAUGUCCCGUCCAGGAUCAGGGCAGUGCACAGAAGGGAGAUUUGUGUUAUUGAAAACCGGGCAGGAAAUUUUGUUCUUCUGAGUCACUACGGCUCCUUCAGGGAAACGUCAGCGUCCCUUAUCACCGCUCACCCGGUGCGGCGGGACCGAGAGAGGACGCAGGCUGCGGGGUGGCGGUGGGGACACCCACACUUUCGGAAGAGGUGGUCGUCCUAAAGACAGAGCCAGAUUUCAACUUUAUAUAACCGUAAAAUAAGUAGGGCCGGAUCAAAAAAGAGGGGGAGGGAGAGAGAGAGAGAGAGCCGGGGUUACGGGAGUUUGCUGUCUAGGGGGAGAAAAAAACCCAGGGAUUUGAUGCGUUUGCCUUUGGAUGCUCGGCAUCCUGAGGCAACGUGCUGCGGGGGUACUUGUGUGGGGGCUCCCCCGAGGGUUGCGCCCAACGUAGGGCGGUGGUAAAGUCACCGACGAUUCCCUACCCCUCCCACCCUCGUCGUUCCCCAAGGCGGCCACCGGCCGCCCCCCAAAGGACGUCGAGGGGGAUGCGAUCGUCGCCGCCCCGCCCCAGUCCCGCCCAUCGCCGCCGCCACUUAAACGCCGCCGGGUGCUUCCCCAAGUCAGUGCGGUGCUGGGAGCUGGUGGCACGGUGCGCUUGCUAUUUAGCCCCCUCUCGCUUCAAAAUGACCGUGAAAGCAGCUGAAGCGUCUGGUCCUACCUUGACUUACUCGAAGAUGAGGGGGAUGGUGGCCAUCCUCAUCGCUUUCAUGAAGCAGAGAAGAAUGGGACUAAACGACUUCAUUCAGAAGAUAGCCACCAACUCCUAUGCAUGCAAGCACCCUGAAGUUCAGUCUAUCUUGAAAAUCUCUCAGCCUCAAGAGCCUGAACUUAUGAAUGCUAAUCCUUCUCCUCCACCCAGUCCUUCACAGCAGAUUAAUCUUGGUCCAUCAUCCAACCCACAUGCCAAACCAUCAGACUUUCAUUUCUUAAAAGUGAUUGGAAAAGGCAGUUUUGGGAAGGUCCUUCUUGCACGGCAUAAGGCAGAAGAGCAGUUCUAUGCUGUUAAAGUCCUGCAGAAAAAAGCAAUCCUGAAGAAGAAGGAGGAGAAGCACAUUAUGUCAGAGCGCAAUGUCUUGCUGAAAAAUGUGAAACACCCCUUCCUGGUCGGGCUUCACUUCUCCUUCCAAACUGCAGACAAAUUGUAUUUUGUCCUGGACUAUAUCAAUGGUGGAGAGUUGUUCUACCAUCUCCAGAGGGAGCGUUGCUUCCUGGAGCCAAGAGCCCGAUUUUAUGCUGCUGAAAUUGCCAGUGCACUGGGCUAUCUGCACUCCCUGAACAUUGUUUAUCGAGACUUGAAGCCAGAGAACAUCCUGCUUGAUUCACAGGGGCACAUUGUCUUGACUGACUUUGGACUCUGCAAAGAAAACAUAGAGCACAAUGGCACGACCUCCACCUUCUGUGGCACACCAGAGUAUCUUGCUCCUGAAGUUCUCCAUAAACAACCCUAUGACCGGACUGUGGACUGGUGGUGCCUUGGAGCAGUCCUGUAUGAGAUGCUUUAUGGCUUGCCACCCUUCUACAGCAGGAACACUGCAGAAAUGUACGACAAUAUCUUGAACAAACCCUUGCAACUGAAGCCAAAUAUUACCAACUCAGCCAGGCAUCUCCUGGAAGGCCUCUUGCAGAAGGACAGGACAAAGAGACUUGGUGCCAAGGAGGACUUUAUGGAGAUUAAGAAUCACAUCUUCUUCUCCCCAAUUAACUGGGAUGAUCUCAUUAAUAAGAAGAUUACACCCCCUUUUAACCCAAAUGUGAGUGGCCCCAGUGACCUGCGACACUUUGAUCCGGAGUUUACAGAUGAGCCAGUCCCUAACUCCAUUGGCCAGUCCCCAGACAGCAUCCUCAUCACCGCCAGCGUCAAAGAAGCCGCUGAGGCUUUUUUGGGCUUCUCAUAUGCCCCACCCGUGGACUCUUUCUUGUGAACAUUUUUCGUUUUUAAUAAUAAUAACAACUAUUAUUUUUAUUUUUUUGUUUGGCCUUCUGGUGGAACUGCCAGUUGACCAGUCACCUUGAAAGAGAAUUUGCACAUUUCCACCAUGGCAGCUUUGCAGCCUUAAUUUCAACUACACUGUUUGCUGGAAGCUUUUUUGAAGAGCACAUCACUCUCUAAAUGAGCUUUACAGGCUUUUCAUUUCCAUUUGUUCUUCCCCCAAAGUGGUGCUGUCUCCUUGGGAAAGGAAAAACAGAGUGACUGCUGCCAUUGACUGCUAUGGCAGAUUGUAGGAGUAAGAACAAGCGGUUUUGUAAUCGUGCUCGAAAAGCCUUGCCUGAAGAUCUAUCUGAACGUGAUAAGGAUUUUAUGAAAUGUGCCUUUUUUUCUGAUGAGAUCUUGUGAGCUCCAAAGCUUUCCCUGUUGCAGAGUGUGUUUCUCAGUUCAUUUAUGUGGGUUUACUAUGUGAACAAAUGGUAUGCGUGUGGUCUGCGUACUACAGAUGGACUUAGUUUAAAGCAUCAGUGUGACACUUGCAGGAUACCACAAUGUGGGGCAUUGUUUGUUUCUUCCAUAUUUGGAAGAUAAAUUAAAUGUAAUUUUGAAAUUUCUUUUUUAAAUCUAUACUGUCAACUAAAAUUAUUGAAAUGGGCUCACAAUUACUUGUAUCCAAAUGCUUGAAGAAAGCAUUGCUGCUAUGAAAAAAGAUUUCUAUUUUUAGAAAGGGUUUUUAUGGACCAAAAUGCCCCAGCUGCAGUCAGUCAAAGCUGUUGGUUUCUUUUUUUUUUUUUUUUUUUUUUUCCUCUCUUUUGGUUUGGAAGAUCAUCUGUAAAAUGGGCAUUAUUUAUGGUCUUGGGGUUUGAGGGAUUUUCAUUCCUGAUUGUAUGUAUUGUAAAAAAGAUCUGUACAUUCACUUGUAACUCUAGAUGUAUAUUUAAACUUACAGACUUACUUGUAAUGUAUACCAUCAUUGUAAUGUAAUAUAAUUAACAUGGUUAUAUGUAUCAUAUUUUUUGUGACCAAGCCCAUAGGUUUGCAGUAAAAUCCUGAAAAAUA
Cinclus cinclus is the source of this 4711-nucleotide messenger RNA. RefSeq names its product serum/glucocorticoid regulated kinase 1 (gene SGK1). The coding region runs from base 2211 to 3647 and encodes 478 amino acids. The transcript is spliced from 12 exons. NCBI's taxonomy places the organism in Eukaryota, Metazoa, Chordata, Aves, Passeriformes, Cinclidae. The record is from RefSeq and is a predicted model, not a curated record. Gene Ontology annotation, biological process: protein phosphorylation. Gene Ontology annotation, molecular function: protein serine/threonine kinase activity; phosphatidylinositol binding; ATP binding.